GACCUAUUUAUUUAUUGAACGGAGAAGUGCAUGUAAAAUGUUUCAGAUUUUUAGAUUUUCCUCUUACAAGUUCAUCAAUAAUUCAAACAGUAUAAGAAAUUAUCGUAUAAUAAAGCUAUUAAAAUGUAAAUCAACAUGAAAAGUGCAGGAAUUUCUAUUUUUAGCUUUAUUGAUUGAAAGAUAUCUCAUGACGUCAAUGGGAUGUUUUGAAUUGUGAGGUUAGGUUUUUGUUUUGAUUUGCAGUCGAUCAGCUGUUAUCAAUGUCAAUUCGAAUGAUUUCGCAGAGCAAAGCUUUGCAUUGUUAUUUGUUCUUAAUUAUUUGGAUUCUGGUCGUUAUUCUAGUCUUGUAUAAAUAUUUCGAUAGGACUCAAGAUGACGCAGAAAAUAUAAAAGUAACAACCGAAUUGUUCAGUAAUUUGGACAUAGCGGAUGUUAAAACAAAACGAAUUUUCAAAAUUUGUAAUUUUCCUGAUGAAAUAUAUCAAGGAGACGAAGGUAUUUUAGAUAGUAAGAAGUGGCUACUUAAAGGUUUAAUUGUAUUGAUCAGGCAUGGAGAUCGAGGUCCUUUACAGCACGUUAAAAGAAUUACAAACAUAAAUUGUGAUACCGAAGAAACCAGUAUUUUAAGAUCUUAUAAGGAAUAUCUACACAAUCUGACAAUAACAGGAAAAAUACAAUGGACAGGUCCAGGUCCAUUCCACAGUUUUCCCAUAAUGCCCACAUAUCCAAACCAGUGUCAGUUGGGUCAAUUGACGAUGCAAGGGGUCAGUCAGUUACUAAAUUUAGGAUCUAUUUUAAAGAGAAGUUAUCGUGAAGUCUGGCCAAAGAUUAAUUUUAUUAAACCUGAAGAAAUUCUAGUCCAUAGCACAAGAUAUCGAAGAACCUUUCAGUCGGUUUUAGCUUUCCUGUAUGGUCUUGUAUCCAACGAUACAUUGACAAGACUGAAUAUUUUGGAGAGUCAGUCCAUGACGUUUUGUUUUAAGGAUUGUGAAUGCCCAAUAACUGAACAUUUGAAAAAGCAAAUACAGAAGAGUGAAUUACAUCAAUUGAAAUUGCAUCCUGCAGUGGAAACAUUGACAGAAAGUACAGGUAGACUACUUUUUUCUGCCGAUACUGAUAGAAAAUCUUUAAUCAGGGAUCCAAAUGCUGUGAAAGAUGCACUGUUGGCUUUUGUAUGUCAUAGAACUGGAUUACCAUGCGAUGGUCCUAUAAAUUGUAUAAGAAAACACAACGUCGCUGGAAUUAUAGCUUAUACAGAGUGGACCAAUUAUCAAAAAUGGAGGAAUACAUAUUGGCGUCGAUUGUGUUUGUUGAGGUCAUAUGGUCAGAUGCGUCAUAUUGUCCAGCAAAUGCUUCACAUGGUGGGAUCUAAUGGUCCAAAUUUGGUCGUUUACUCUGGCCACGACUACACCCUACUCCAAAUAUCCACAGCGUUAGGGCUAGCCAACGACCCUCUACUCCUCCGAUACGCCUCGAGGAUAAUAUUCGAAAUCUAUCAAGAUAACCGCGAGAACACGAACGACGCCAAAGGCAUCUACUUCCGGGUGGUGUCAAACGGGAAAGACGUAACUAGGGAGGUCAGUUUCUGUCGAAAUAUCAUUGCAGUGGAUAGAAACAACUACGUGUGUAAGAUAGAGGAUAUAGUCAGGUUCCUCCAUGACGAUUAUUUUAGUUCGCUGAAUGUGACUAAUUUCAAGGACGCGUGCGUCAGGAAAUUAGCGAAGAACGCAGAGAAAGAUUUCUUCCAUUUUCGUUAAAGUAUAAAAAGUAUUAUGAAGAAUUAGUUUGUAGAUAAAUGGUUAUGUAUAUAUGUAUUGUUUUAUUUAUUAUUUAAAUCGUGCAAUAUAGUGUAAGAAAAAAUAAAAAAACAUAUAAAUUAAAAA
Molecule: messenger RNA, 1883 nt
Organism: Sitophilus oryzae (rice weevil)
Lineage: Eukaryota; Metazoa; Arthropoda; Insecta; Coleoptera; Curculionidae
Product: 2-phosphoxylose phosphatase 1-like
Exons: 6
Coding region: 261-1757 (498 amino acids)
Biological process (GO): dephosphorylation
Molecular function (GO): phosphatase activity
Source: RefSeq, a predicted model, not a curated record